Molecule: messenger RNA, 1798 nt
Organism: Aspergillus pseudonomiae
Lineage: Eukaryota; Fungi; Ascomycota; Eurotiomycetes; Eurotiales; Aspergillaceae
Product: class I SAM-dependent methyltransferase
Exons: 1
Coding region: 223-1146 (307 amino acids)
Source: RefSeq, a predicted model, not a curated record
UCUUCUUGUAGUAUCAAAGGAAGAUAGGUUCCUCCUAGCUAUGGUACACAUCCCUGCGACUCGUACCUUUCACAGGUAGUACGAUCGAGAUCCCCUCAUGAAUUGUUUCUCCCUCAGCAAGAAGCCUCUGGGUAUGACUUCUUGACUCAUCACGAUCUAUCUAUUAGUUGUCUAGAUUUCUCUAUCGUGAAUAUAAACAGUCUCGAAGCCCUCUGCGCCAUCAUGAGCGACAGCAAAGGAUGCAGAAGCAAAUCCGACGACUCUGCUUAUUUGGCCGAAUACUAUGAUCUACAGGUCAAGGCAGAUGUCACGACCUUGAACGCCCAAGGUGAUGCCAAAGUUUAUCUAUCGGCCCUGAAGAGGCAGAUGGAAUCGUACUACCCUCUUGACCACCACGGUGAACACCUUGUCGUCCUGGACGUCGGCACAGGUACCGGACGUGUGCUGGCCAAUCUCGCCACAGAUGCCGUUCGGGACAGCAUUCCUCUAUCUAAUGUCGAAUUUAUCGGCGUUGACAAGGAGCCUUCGAUGAUCCAUCGUGCAUUAGCUGUACAGCGGGAGACGCCGAGUAUGUCGCACAUCGGUCGCAUUGAUUGGCUUGUCGGAGGCGUCCUCCAUUUGUUAUCAGCAGAGCUGCUUGAAAACCACAUCAAUCAGGUUGAUCUCCUGCUGUCCGCGUCUGGCGGCGUCAGUCUUCUUUUCAGGGCUGGUGAGCUCGUGAGAUUUUUCGCUCAGGCUGCUGCGCUACUUCGGCCGCGAUCAGGACGUUUCUAUCUAUCUGUAAAGAAAGAUCUACUAUCAACGAAAUCUACCACAAAGCCAAUGAACGAAAAUACGACAGAUACGGGGUCGUGCGAGCGACAUGAAUUCCCGAGUGAGCUCCAUGAGGGUAUUAUCUACAGGCAACUGCCGAUUGAAUGUCCAGUCUUAGACGGUAUUAUUAAGAGGACUCUCUACCAGUUGCAGGUGAUCAAGCGGACUGAUGCCGGCCGUGAAGAGAUUGUAGAAGAAAGCCAUAUCGAAUGCGUGCAAAGGAUUUGGAAAGAGUCGGAGCUCUUAGAGUGCUUUAAGGAGGCGGGGCUGGAGUGUGUCGGAAUCAUCCAUGCUUCACAUGAGACAUACUAUGUUUUGAAGCAGACGGAAUGACUACAAUUUACCUUCAAACUUUGAAAAGCUUUUGUCUCCUAUUUGCCUUUAUUUCCUUCACAGCACCGUGUGCUCCUUCCUCUCCUUUUUCUCUCAUGGGCAUUUUAAGACCCGACUUCAACACCUCACCGAUCACCGACUUAUCUGGUCUCAUUAGCUUCGUUGAUUGUAUUGGCACAGUCUCAAUUGAGGUACUUCUUUCACUUGUUUGAUACCGAGAAUGCUAUGUGUUGCGAAUGAGCCCUUCGAGCGACUGAUUUGCAGGGCUGUGUGGGAGCCUUGGAUUCUCAACAAAGGAAAAAAGGGGUUAUGCCUAUGGUCAGAUAUGGGGAGAAUUAAGUAUAAGGUAUAGUGUUCAUUGCCAGGUAACGGACAGCCAAAAAGACAUAUACUUUUUACUACUUAUAUCGAAAUGCUGUUCAUGGAGCAUGCUAUAGUCACAAUAUAUAUUUUUGAGCAAUCCAGCAGGGAGGUCCGUGUUCGACAGCGCGGAUAGUAGCAACGCUCAGAAACGCAUCUAGAGAUGGGCAUAGGCUCCAACCAAAGGAAGUACCGAGAAUACAUGAAAAUUAUGGACAUCUAUGAGCCGCAUCGUGUGAAAUGUGGUCAACCACGUCGAGAUAAAAGGCAAGGAUCCGGUGAGGACGGUAGC